CCGCUGGCUCGCAGCUUCGCGUCUUUUCGCUCCGUUUUCUGAUUUCUUGGUGAUUUUUUCCAGAACCCGGAGGACUCCUGGGUUCAGGAUGGGACCCGUAGAGCUGCUCCACAUGUCGGUUUUCUCCCAGAGCUUCUCUCCCUGCGGACGCUUCCUGGCUGCUGGAAACAACUACGGAGAGAUCGGCCUGUUCAGUCUGGCUGCAGCUCUGAGUCCGGACGCCACCGCAGCCAAUCAGAAGCCUGUCCUGACCUUCACAGCUCAUGAAGGUCCAGUUUUCAGUCUCCUGUCCACCGACAGCGUCCUCCUGAGUGCAGGGAAUGGCGAGAUCAGCGCCUGGAGCUGGACCGAACUCACCAAGAAGAACGCGAAGCUUCUGUGGACGAAGAGACCGAACUACAACAGGUCCGGUCUGGAGAUCCCAGAGAUCAACUGCAUGGUCCUCAACCCCCAAGACGACAGUCUGGUGGUCGGAGCCGGGGACAACAACAUCCACGUCCUGGACCUGGAGCAGGGAGUCUUUAAGGCUGUCCUGCAGGGCCACACAGACUACGUGCACUGCGUGUGCGUCCGGGAGCGGGAGGCGGAGCUUCUGUCAGGCGGUGAAGAUGGAGCUGUGAGGAUGUGGGACAGCAGGACGGGUCAGUGCGUUCACUGCAUCGAGAUCUACAAGUACGAGAGCUGCGCACGGCCUCAGUACGGGAAGUGGAUCAGCUGUGUGACCAUGGACUCUGACUGGAUGCUGUGUGGAGGAGGUCCUUCGAUGUCUCUGUGGCAUCUCCGCUCUCUGUCUCCGACCUCGGUGUUUCCUCUGAGCGGCUGUCAGCGGCAGGCCACCUUCCACCAGGACAUGAUUCUGGCGGUGGGGGAGGGUGCGUUCGUGUCCCACUGUCUGCUGGGCGGCAAAGUCAAAGCUCAGAUCCCAUGCACGCCAUCGAGACUCAACACGCUGCAAUUGAACAGCAACAGCUCCGAACACCGGGUGCUGACGGUGGGCGGCAGCAGCAGCCAGGUGGACGUGUUCACCAACCUGUCGUACCGAGCGUUCUCAUUUAGCUUCUAACGUUUUACACAAUAAAAGCUUUUUCUACAAA
This is a messenger RNA of Nematolebias whitei (Rio pearlfish), 1094 nucleotides long. RefSeq names its product THO complex 6 (gene thoc6). Gene Ontology annotation, cellular component: THO complex; transcription export complex. Gene Ontology annotation, molecular function: protein binding. The coding region runs from base 89 to 1063 and encodes 324 amino acids. The transcript is spliced from 13 exons. The record is from RefSeq and is a predicted model, not a curated record. NCBI's taxonomy places the organism in Eukaryota, Metazoa, Chordata, Actinopteri, Cyprinodontiformes, Rivulidae. Gene Ontology annotation, biological process: mRNA export from nucleus.